AGUUUGGCCAUCGUCAGGUACAGUACACGCUCGAGCUGCCCCUGAAGAGAGGCGUGCACACGCGUCAGCGGACUCCACUCUGCGCAUCUCACACUGACUGUGUGUUUUCUCUUUUCCAAAGCAUUUCCUCGUGAAGGCUGACGCUUCUUUUGCAGACUUUGGACUUUAUUUGCAUGACUCCCCGAGACUGACAUUAGUCGAGCUGUGAUAUAAGUUUCCCGUUUGUCUGUCUGGAGCUGAAACAUGAGCGCGAGCGAAAACGAGGUGGCGAUGUUCGGGAUGUGUUUAGCGGAGGAUCAGAUUAGAGUUCUGGAGGAAAACUUCACGAAGGUCAGCAAACAUCCCGACUUCACCACACUGAUGCUGAUCGCUGCGGAGUGUGGGCUGAGCGAAGAGGAUACAGCGAAAUGGUUCAGGAUGCGAAAUGCUCAGUGGAGGAAAGCAGAAGGUCUCCCUGCUGAACUGGGAUCAGUGAAGGACUGAUGGAAGAUCUUCAUGUUCUUUUUCUCUCUCUGCUCCUGUCUCUCUUUUCUUAUUUGAGGAUGCUUUCUGAAGUUUGAAGACCUAUAUGAGUCAUAUUUUAUUUUUAUUUGAUCUAAGGUGUAAUCAUACAGUGUAUGUAUGUUAUAUAUUUUAUUGCCAUAACUAUAUAAUGUUUGUAAAGAAACUAAAUGUAAGCAUCUGUGUAUAAAGAAUUACAUCUGUAUGUCAGGGUUUGAUUACAUGUGUUUAAUGAUCAGUAUAGAGCUAUAUCAUUAGGAGGAUCAUCAUAGAGCUGAGAAACAGUUACACCUGAUCUAUAUCUUUAUUUAUAAACCUUGAACUAUAAAUCUUUAUCAUCUCGAUUGUUUGUGCUAGACACUGAGAUUAAAUUGAGAACAAAUUGA
Molecule: messenger RNA, 887 nt
Organism: Carassius auratus (goldfish)
Lineage: Eukaryota; Metazoa; Chordata; Actinopteri; Cypriniformes; Cyprinidae
Product: homeodomain-only protein
Exons: 2
Coding region: 244-483 (79 amino acids)
Biological process (GO): cell differentiation; regulation of transcription by RNA polymerase II
Cellular component (GO): nucleus
Molecular function (GO): DNA binding
Source: RefSeq, a predicted model, not a curated record